This is a messenger RNA of Pectinophora gossypiella (pink bollworm), 2371 nucleotides long. RefSeq names its product spidroin-2-like (gene CPR12). The record is from RefSeq and is a predicted model, not a curated record. The transcript is spliced from 3 exons. Bases 27 to 2195 code for a protein of 722 amino acids. Lineage: Eukaryota; Metazoa; Arthropoda; Insecta; Lepidoptera; Gelechiidae.
CCUUUACCUAAACAACAGCUUUGAAUAUGAAGCUGCUCAUAGUUCUGUCGGUGAUAGCGUGCAGCUAUGCAGCCAAGUUGGACAGGACGUACCUUCCACCUGUGUCCGCAGCCACUGCUGGCGGCAGUCCUGGGUCACUGACCGCUCCCGGAUCUGGUGGUUUUGGAGGAAGAGGAUCUGCGCCUGGAGCUCCUAGCUUUGGAUCUUCCGGACCUUCUGGUUUCGGAUCUUCGGGACCUUCUGGAUUAGGGCAGGGUGCGACCGCGCCUUCUGCGUUUGGAAAGGGUACUGCUCCCGCCGGUUUUGGACAGGGCGCUGCUGGUCCUUCUGGUUUCGGACAGGGUACCAACGCUCCCUCUGGGUUCGGGCAAGGCGCUGGAUCUCCUAGUUAUGGACAGGGUGCCGCCGCUCCUACUGGAUUUGGACAAGGUGCUGCCCCCUCAGGCUUUGGUCAGGGAGCUACUGGACCUUCUAGUUUCGGUCAGUCUACCGGCGCUCCCUCUGGCUUCGGUCAAACUCAGAGUGCACCUAGCUACGGACAAGCAGCUUCGGGAUUCAACCGGCAGUCUGGUGGAUUCAACCAGCCAGCUCAAGGCAACUUCCAGCAACCCGAACGUGCUCAGGCAGCCGCAGACAGGAACGCCGAGAUCCUGAAAUACGAGAACCAAAACGAUGGUGAAACUUUCACCUACAGCUUCGAGACUUCCAACGGUAUUUCUGCUGAAGAAUCUGGGGUUGCUACCAAUGGUGUUCAAGCUCAGGGUGGUUUCUCGUACACCGGUGAUGAUGGUCAGUUCUACCAAGUGAGCUACACUGCCGAUGAGAAUGGCUACCAGCCCCAGGGCGAUCACCUGCCUACUCCUCCCCCCGUCCCUGAAGAGAUCCUGCGAGCUAUUGAGAAGAACGCUGCCGCCGCUGCCGCUGGAACCCAGGAAGGUGCCUACAACCCUGAUGAAGAUGAUUCCGGCUCCGCUCAGCAAUACAACGCUGGAUACGGCCGUGGUCCUGCUGCCCAACAGGGUGGUUUCAACCAGGGUGGUGCUAGUAACCAGGGAACUUUCAACCAAGGUGGUGCCAGCAACCAGGGCGCUUUCAACCAGGGUGGCGCAAGCAACAAGGGACCUUUCAACCAGGGUGGGGCCAGCAACCAGGGUGCAUUUAACCAGGGUGGUGCCAGCAACCAAGGACCUUUCAACCAGGGUGGUGCUUUCAACCAGCAAGGUGGGAGCUUCAAGCAGCCCGGUGGUGCUUUCAACCAGCAAGGUGGGAGCUUCAAGCAGCCCGGUGGUGCUUUCAACCAAGGCGCUAACACUGGUUUCCCAUCUGCCCGACCCUCCAACCAACCCCAAGGUCAAUAUAACCAAGGUGCCGGACAGGUUAACCAAGGACCUUCAGGAUUCAAUCAAGGCGCUCGAGGCCCCUCUGGACAGGCUCCGGGACGUGGAUCUCAGGGGCAAGGUGACGCUGGAUACCAAUACAAUCGCCCUCAAUCUCAGUUUGGCGCCCCUCAAGGUUCAUCUGGAUUCAACCGACCUGCUUCUCAAGGAUCUACUUUUAGGCCAUCUGCUGGCUCCGCUGGCCCUACUGGCCCCGCUUAUAGACCCAGUGCCCCAUCUGGACCUCAGGGACCUUCCGGACCUGCUUCAAGACCUGGCUCCGCCCCAAGCCAGGGCUCUUUUGGACCUCAAUCUUACAACCAGCCUGCUGCUCAAGGACCGAGCUCUUUCCCUAAACCAUCUGGCUCUGCCGGAUCUCAAGGACCUCAAGGACCUUCUGGAUCUUUCCCUAGACCAUCUGGCCCUCAGGGUUCAUCUGGUUCCUUCCCUAGACCGUCUACCUCUGGUACUCAAGGAUCAUUCGGUUCCGGCCCUCAAUUCCAGUCUGGGCAAGCUGGUAGGCCUUCAGCACCCGCGCAGGGAUACCAGUACAACCGCCCUGGUGCCCAGGGACCAAGCUCUAGGCCGAGUCAGUCUGCCUUUGGUCCUCAAGGCUCCCAACAGGGACCUAUUUCUAGACCUGGUCAGUCUGCCUUUGGUCCUCAAGGCUCCCAGCAGGGACCUAGCUCUAGACCAGGUCAGUCUUCCUUCGGACCUCAAGGACCCCAGGGUUCUCAGGGCUCUCGUCCCCAAGGCCAGACCUUCGAAGGUCCUCGUCAACCCCCCAGCUUCAGCGAACAAGAAGGAUACAAAUACUAAAACCAAAGCGUAGGAUUGAUAAUUUAAGCGGCAUUAGAAAAUUCCAAAAAAAAUAUUGUAUAGAAAAUAAUUUUGUACAUACUUGUAGACGAAAUGUAUAGAAUUCUUUUAAGUUUAUAAAGUCACUGUGUGAUUCAAAAUGUGAAUGAAGUGUUCAAUAAAUGGAGCAAAUUUUA